This is a messenger RNA of Myxocyprinus asiaticus (Chinese sucker), 4770 nucleotides long. RefSeq names its product nuclear factor 7, brain-like. Bases 273 to 1799 code for a protein of 508 amino acids. Gene Ontology annotation, molecular function: protein binding; zinc ion binding. NCBI's taxonomy places the organism in Eukaryota, Metazoa, Chordata, Actinopteri, Cypriniformes, Catostomidae. The record is from RefSeq and is a predicted model, not a curated record. The transcript is spliced from 6 exons.
UGACCUGCAGCUAAAAGUUUGGACCUUUUUAUGGUCCUAAUGCUAGGUUUCAAGUAAAUAUGGAUGGAAGACGUAACUAGACUUUUUCUAUCCAGUUACAUUUCAAAUCUGAUCUCUAUAAAUCAGUAACCUAGCAGUUAUCCGCAAACCUCACCCUCUCCAAGGAGCAGUUAUAAAAAAAAAAUUAAAAAAAAGGAAAAUCUCUUCCUGAGGACGACUUUGUCACGAUAUCUUGGCUGACUUUUUGGAAGUUUUCAGGCUGCCAUUGGAAAAUGAACAGAAAAUCUCUUCCUGAGAAAAACUUGUGCUGUCCUGUAUGCCAUGACAUCUUCACCGACCCUGUUGUCCUGUCCUGUUCCCACAGCAUUUGUAAAACCUGUCUGUUCAAGACCGGAUCAGUCAAAGAUUCACUAUUUUGUCCUGUCUGCGGAAGAAGAUCUUCUAAAAACAAUCCACCAAUAAACCGUGCCUUGAGGAACGUAUGUGAGGCUUUUUCACGGGAGCCAGAUAAAGAAUCGUUCUUUGGACAUAAUGAAUUCUGCAGUCAACACAAUGAGAAGCUUGAGCUCUUCUGUCUGACCGAUGAGGAACCCGUCUGCCUGGUGUGUCAGAUGUCAAAAAAACACACAAAGCACAGUUUCUGUUCUAUAGAUGAAGCUUCAAAAUAUCGAAAGGAGGAACUUAAUUCUGAGAUUGAGCCAUUGAAACAGAAACUGGGUGACUAUGAAGGGGUCAAGCAAACUUUGACUGAUAUACUAGAGCACAUAAAGAAGCAAACCAAAAUUACAGAGAGAAUUAUAAAGCAGGAAGUUAAUAUGCUCUGUGAAUUUCUACGUGCUGAAGAAGUGAAGAGAAUAGCUGUUCUGCAGGAAGAAGAGAAGCAGAAGUGUGAAAAUGUAAAGAUUAAAAUUGGAGAGAUCAGCCAAAAAAUCUGUGACAUCACUGAUGUCAUAAGCGCCAUAAAGAGAACCACACAGGACGAUGAUAUUACAUUUCUCAAGAAUUUCAAGUUUUCAGUGCAAAGAACUCAAGGUGUAAAGCAAGAUCCAGAGAGUGCUUCUUAUGCCCUGAUCAAUGUGUCUAAGCAUCUGGGGAAUCUAAACUUCAAAUUAUGGUCCAUAAUGAAGAAGAUUAUACAAUUGUAUCCUGUGACUCUCAAUCCUAAUACUGCGCAUGGCAAUCUGUUCCUGUCUGAGAACCUGACCAGUUUUGGAUAUCAGCACAAUUCUCAAGAAGAUGAAGAGCAUCCAAAUAAGUGUCCUGCAAAUCCAUUUACCAACUCCCCUCGAGUUUUGGGCUCAUCAGGCUUUGACUCAGGAACACACUGCUGGGAGGUUGAGGUUGGAGAUGAUGCAACCUGGUCUGUAGGUGUGAUGACUGAAUCUGUUCUGGAGAAGUCACCUGAAGAGACAGAGAAUGGUAUCUGGGAGCUGAUCUGUUACGGCAUUGUCUGUGAAGCCAGGGCACCAGAUGCAGAGCCUGAAAGCCUCACAUUUAGUCCACCACCCGAGAGGAUCAGAUUGCAGCUGAACUACGAGACUGGAAUUGUGCACUUGUCUAAUCCAGAGUAUGGCACAUCUCUAUACACCUUCAAGCACAAAUUUACUGAGAGGCUGUUUCCGUGUUUCUCUUCCACACUCAAAAUCUUACCUAUCAAUGUGUCUAUUAGAAUUAAACAGAACAUAUUACCAGCAGCUGAACAUAUGUCCACUGAACUGUUGUAUGGCAUAGUUACAGAAGUAAUCAAUGAACCCAUCUAUGAGGAGAUAUUAUCAGAUCUUCAAAGACCUAGAAGCUAGAUAUGGUUAAAUGUCCUUUACAAAUUUCAUAUUAUAUUAUUUAAAGCAAAAUUACAAAUUACGAGAUCCAGAUGCAGAAAAAGCACCACAAUCCUCCUUAGACCUCUGAUUACAUGGAUAGCCAAUGAAUGUGGGAUUCUGAAUGAGAUUUGAAAGAGGACACAAUAACGAGCCCAGACUUUUUGAUCAUUGAAUAUUAUGUAUGCAGCAUGAAUUUGUGUGUAUGUGAAUGAGAAAGAAAACAUUUAUCAGUGCUCAAAGUGUAAAAACAGUGUCAGUACUCACCUUGUUUAAAUAUAUUGUACAUAAUAAUAAUAAUUGCAUUAUUACUCAACAUACGGUUAGGCUUAGGGGUAGAGUUAAUAAAAUAUGCAUUCCUCUUCACUGUAACAUGAUUUACAAUUAAGUACAACUUGAUUUCAGUGUUGGGUGUAAUCUGAUUACAAAGUAAUUAGAUACUGUAAUUUAAUUACUUUUUGUAAAAAAAAAAAAGUAGUGUAACAAAUUACAUUUUAGAUUCAAUUCAUUAAAUUAGUUUUAAGCACUUUACUAGGGAUACACAUAUUUCUAUAUUAUUUAUGUAAAGUCAGGGUUGGGAGGGUUACUUUUGAAUGUAUUCCACUACAGAUUACGGAAUACAUGCUGUAAAAUGUCAUUUGUAAAGUAUUCCAUUAGAUUACUCAAGGUCAGUAACGUAUUCUAAAUACUUUGGAUUACUUCUUCAGCACUGGUAGAUUUUUUCACUUGUUUUGACUAUAAAAACUCUGCCAGUACAGUAAGACAAAUACACAUGUUAAAAAUACAUUCUCUGAAAAACCUAAAUAUCUUAUGCAGUGUUGCUUCUAAAACAAGAUACAUCAAAUUAAUCUUGUUUUAAGGAUUUUUUUAUAUUUGUACAGAAAAACAAUACAAAAAUUCUAAUCAAGAACAAGGUUUUUGCUCUAAUAUCAAUUAGAAAAAAAAUAUGAUCUAAUGUGCAUUUUCUUGAUAAAAAUAUGAUCGUGCAUGGUAACAUGUGCAUGUAAAAUGGCCAGAUAUAGCAUUUUAGCUUAGCAUAAAGCUAAAUGUUCACAUGACAAUUAUUUGAGAAUCAACAUCACAGAAACGGCCUCAAAGUUAUCACUAAAGCAAAAGGGCAUUUAUUUAAAAUUUUAAACAUAAUGCAAUUGGAUUACAUUGUGAAUAUGAAAUUAUGUGUAUUUGGGCAUUUUGAUGCAUUUGAUGGACAAAACCCUUUCAAACACCUAGCGACACAUUUCAAUAAUUUAAAUAAUAAUUAAAAUGUGUUGGUCAGGAGUUCAGUUAGGAAAGUUAAGAAAACAUGCAAAAAUACCUUCAAAUGCUUCUUUAAAUUUGAGGUUGAAUCCUUUGCAGUUGAGAGGAUAUUAACCAGGCUGAGGCAGAGUUUACAUUUCAUAGUGAUGUUUUUGCCCCAUGUGGCCUUAAAAGUGAAAUGAUCUCUGUACAUCCAGUGGUCAAAUGCUGAUUUAGACCUCUCCAUGUUCACCUGGCAAAUGACGAUUAUCAGGUCUAUGUGCAAUUUCACAACCCUCCCUCUCACCCUCUCUUCCGAAAACACUCGAAGAGUUACCAAAUGUAUAUCGAAGAUAGGCUGAUGUAGAGUGAAACAUUUUGAAGAUUUUAAAAAGAGAAAAUUAUGGUGGUCAAUAAAUUAUGAACAAUUUACUGCUGUUGCCUAAUUAACAUACAAUCCAUAAAAAAGGAAAGGUCGACUGAUUUCGAGUAUUUUAAAAUGUAAUUUUUUCCAAUUACAAGUACUUUAUUUUGUAAUCUGAUCAUGUAAUCCAGAUUACAUGUAAUCCAUUACUAUCCAGCACUGCUAAUUAUAAUAUAUUUUACACUGUGUAAAGGGUUUCAGUUGGUCUUUCACAUGGAACUGCUCUUCAUAUUUAGCAGCUACUGUAUGUAUACAUUUUCUAUAAGCAUAUUUGAUAGAUAGUUUGAUAGUUGUUUUGAUCAUCAACUCCAAAAGCAUUCUAGAGAUGUUUUAAUGAUAGUAAAAUAUUCCUGAUCUUUUCUUUUUUCCGCUCUCUUUUUCUGCUGCCCAUGUUUGUGCCAUCAGCCAAACAGAGCUUUGCUCACACCUGACAGAUGACAAACCCCAGCUCAGAGGCUGACACUGCAAUCAAAGUUCUGUCACACCUGUCAAUAUCCUGCUGUCAUAGCAACACUUCUUGUUAAUGAUGAUGUGAGAGACGGUGGUGGUGGGUUUAGGUCUAACUUUGAAUAAACAGUCACCCCCACCUCCAGCUAAAACAUGUCCAUAAUUAAUUUAUAGGACUUUCCCUUAUUUAGAAUUACCCAAUGAAAUGCACAUUCAGCUGUUAUACAUUUAUGUGUAUUCAUAGUUUGCUGACAGUGCAGAGGCUACUGAGCUUCAUUUGUAACUAUCACUAAAAACAUGUUUACAACUGUUGGAAUGAGGCAGUUUUAAAUAUCCUGGCAAUAUUUCAAAGCCUAGCAUCACCUUCAGAUUAAGGCAGAUUCUGAUGUCUGCAAGCUCACAUUAAUCUACCAGAGUGUCACAAAGGGUUUUGAAACAGUUAGAAUCAGUCAAUGUUAAUGAUAUCUGCAUUUCACAUUUCCUCUGCACUGGAUUAUUAAUCAUUAUCUGUGAUAUUUGUUGUCAAAUUUGGAUAAAAACUCAACCCUCCAAAGAGUUUCCAUUUCAACUAUCUGUUUGCCAAAGUCCAGUAAAUGGAAACUCAUCUCCUGUGCAUUAACAUGAAGUGGAAUCGGAAGAGACAAGCUCGUCCUUGACAAAUACACCUGUCACAGGGUCAAGUCAGAUCACAUUGGCAGAGUCAAGCAUGUUGGUUCUUGUGUUUGUGUGUUUAUUUCAAGAUACCUUUGGUGGAGUAAUAACAAGCUGACCUGUAAAGCAACAAAGAACUAAAUAAUUAAAAUGUAUGUUGAACACUACACCAAAUAUAAUAAAUAGAAAUGUAUU